AUGACAGAACUGAACACCUCUGUUGAAAUUAUUCCUAACAAACUUUAUUGAAUCAGUGACAGAGCGCCCCCGCGAAAUCAACGAAACUCUUUUUACUUCUGUAUCGACAACGACUUAGUAUACCAGCCUUUCUAUUUAGAUUUUGGCCCAUUAAAUAUCGGCAUGACUUACAAAUUUUGUUCAGAACUUGAAAAACUAGUGAACUCCCCCACACACAGCUCACAUAGAAUCUAUCACUUCACAUCCCUGCUCCCUCACAAGCGCAUAAAUGCAGCUUACCUGAUGUGUGCGUUUCAAGUCAUCAUUUUAAAUCGAUCACCCGAACAAUCAUUUGAACCUUUUAAGUCCUUGCCUCCUUUUGAAGGUUUUCGUGAUGCUGGAGGUACAAAUUCUCCAUAUCGAUGCUCAAUUUUGCAUUGUCUUAGAGGACUGGAAAAAUCAAUCCAAUUAAAUUGGUUUGAUAUGAAAACUUUUAAUAUAAGAGAUUACGAAUUCUAUGAAAGAGUAGAAAAUGGGGAUUGAAACUGAAUAAUCCCAGGCAAAAUGCUAGCCUUUGCAUCGCCAAACCCGGCUCAAAUUGAUCAGCAAGGAUUUAAGCUGUGAACACCUGAAGAUUAUGCACCUUUAUUUAAGCAGCUUGGGGUAACUGCUGUUGUUAGGCUUAAUAAUAAAACCUAUGAAGCAGAAAGAUUUACGACACUUGGGAUCAGGCAUUAUGAUAUCUACUUUGUAGAUGGGUCUGUGCCAAGCAGAGAAGUAAUUGACCAAUUUUUGAGGAUUUGUGAAGAAGAGCCAGGAGGCGUUGCAGUACAUUGUAAGGCUGGGCUUGGGAGAACGGGCACGCUAAUUGGGAUGUAUGCAAUGAAGCAUUAUAGAUUCCCAGCUGAAGAUUUUAUUGGUUAUAUAAGAUUGUGUAGGCCUGGAAGUGUGCUUGGCCCCCAGCAGCAAUUUUUAUGCGAUAUGCAGGAGCAGGCAUUUGGCUGGGGUGAUGAUUUUAAUGGUGAAAAUGAUAUUGAAAACAGAGUCUAUGUAAUUUUAAUGUAGAGAAUGGAAGUUUCAAGUCCUGAAGAAAUUAAGAGCCCAAUGUCUCCAGAAGAUAAACAUAUUUCAAUGUUUGGAGAUAAUGGACAAGCUGAAAGGCUUAUGCAUGCUAAAAAAUCAAACCAAAAUUCGCCAAAUGUAAGUUCUCCGAUACCAAAAACAAAAAAUAUUAAUAAUGAAAGAGGUGGCAUGAUAAGCUUGGAAUCGAAAAAUUCCAAGAAUAUGACAAAUAUUUUUGUAAAGCCGAACUUCAUAAGAAUUGAAAAUGGAAGACGUUCUCAGCAUGCAAAAUAG
Blepharisma stoltei is the source of this 1335-nucleotide messenger RNA. The record is from the annotation of a GenBank genome assembly. NCBI's taxonomy places the organism in Eukaryota, Ciliophora, Heterotrichea, Heterotrichida, Blepharismidae.